Dreissena polymorpha is the source of this 2598-nucleotide messenger RNA. Its product is annotated as protein SpAN-like. The record is from RefSeq and is a predicted model, not a curated record. The coding region runs from base 555 to 1613 and encodes 352 amino acids. The transcript is spliced from 6 exons. Lineage: Eukaryota; Metazoa; Mollusca; Bivalvia; Myida; Dreissenidae.
UCGGCAGUUCAAACAGAUACCAACUGCCAGCAGUUACCGAUAUUUCAUAUUGAGGAUCAACAUUGUUGGGAAAUUCCUAGAUUUUGGACCACUGACUGGGGUUUUAUGGAUUAAAGCAUAUUUGCAGGGUAUUAACGAGCAGCAAUCAAUGGUGCAGAGUUGAAGUGCAAUGCUGAUUUAUUAACAAUUUGUGAGCUAAAAUUGCAAACAUUAUUUUAGUGCAAAAUCAACUUUAGAAGUAUCUUACUUGAAAAAAUAAACGAACAAAUACUGAGCCAAAAAUAUUAUACAAAAAUGUGUUAAGACAUUGCAGGUUGAUUAGCAUAGAUACCAUAGGCUUUAAAUGCUAAAUUUGCAGAAGUAACAAAAACAGUUCAGUACAGAAAUUAUCAAUAUAUCUGAAUUAAAAAAAUAACAAUGGACACAGUGUUCCUAUGUACUUGUUGAAGUUAGCCCGCGGAUAGCAAUGAUACUCAGCUGGAUUAUCAAAGAUUUUUCAGGAUAAAAGGGAUUUUAUUAUUCUGCAGUUAAGAUUUCAAUGUGAAGACAGCAUUAUGGCCAGACUGGAGUCAACACUAUAUCUUCUGCUACCUCUCCUCAACUAUCUUGCAAAAUCAACAGGUGAAUCCAUCAGCGAAUGCUUCACGGGGGAGCAAAAGACGUUAAGGAUCAACUGUGGAUCUGGCUACAUGCUGCGCAUCACGAACACGUUCUACGGGUUCAGUAACUCGAACACGUGUUCGUUCCGUGCAGGUGACUGCACGCAGCUGGAGCACACGCCGUACCCGUGCACAGGCCGGGACUCGUGCUUGAUAACCGUUCCCAGAAGUGGGAAGAGACUCGACAACUGUGAUAAAAACAGCACUUAUUUCCAAGUGCAAUACACGUGUGACCCUGUGAUUGAGACCACAGACAUCUGUCAGUCGUCCGUUCUCACCGCUCAGAGAGGCUACAUAUCGACGCCGCGUUUUCCAAGCAACUACCGAGACAACCUCGACUGCCUGACCCGGAUUAGGGUUGACCCGUCUCAGCAGAUCAACCUCACCGUGAUCGACAUGGACCUCGAGAUUAACGGGACAUACGGGUGCAAGGACUGGAUGUACGCCUUUAACCAGUACCGCAGUGUUACGCUCUGUGGGCUGAGAUUCAAUGAGAAGCUGACAACACUCCAGAGCAACGAGAUCUCCAUCAAGUUUCAGAGCAAUGAGCUGACCAACAAGAAGGGGUUCUGGAUCCUCUAUGAAGCAUGGCCACCUCUCAUACCAAGUCAGCCGUCAACCACUGAGAGACUCACCGUUCCUCCUCAAAUCACAACAAGUCCUGAAGUCCAGACCACCAAGAUAGCUCCUCUGAUCACGUCAAAUACUGCAGUGUCCAAUACGAAGGAAGAAAAGUUACCAUUCGUUGCCAUAGUGUCCAGUGUGAUUGGAACUCUAACCUUCAUUCUGAUCGUUCUUCUAAUUAUCCUGGUGUACCGCUGGUGGAACGACAAAAAGGACACGUCUUACAAAAGAAAGUCCCAGGAUGUUGAGUACCUUGACACACGAAACCCUGCUUACAGAAGCAGUACCGGAACAGAAUUCAGCGGUGUGGAAAUAUACUACAACCGUUAGUAACUAUGUUGCAGGUGGGGAAUAAAUAAUUGAUAUAGAAUGAAAGUGCAAGUCAAAUUGAGAUUUCAACUAACUAAUAUUAUAUAAAACCAGCAAAAUUAUCUCUAUAUGGAGAUACGACAGGCUGAUUUAUUGCUUAUGAAGAUAUUUUUGUGAAGAAUCUAACAAUGUCAGAGUACUUGUGUUCAUGGAGGAUUUCUAGCCAAGGGAGACUACUGUGCUACAGGGUAGAGCACUGACAUUGUUGUCUUACCUGGGGAUAAUAUGACAUUAAAAGGCCACUUGCAAAAGAGAAUUGGGUACUGAUGAAAAAAAUGAUUUAUAAGUGAAGUGACCUUUUACCAAAUGACAUUUUAUAUGGAAACUGAUAUAUGAAGUAUUUGUUAAGUUGGAGGUGUUUUCUAGAUAGAAUGACAAAGCAUUAAAGUGUGAAUUAACUUUGGCUGCUAAGGAGAGUAUUGAAUUUGGUAGAUUAAUUCAAACUAGUCACUGAGAAUAUGCUACACAAAGCAUCGUUCAUUUCGGAUAGACAUAUUGUGAGAUAAACAGCGAUUGCUGGAGUGCAUAUUUCAAGACUGAACCAUUAUUAUUGUUGUAUGUGAAUGUUUCAAGAAAUACACCAUGGCAACAGUAGUGCUAGUGAACUGUGAUCAGAUUCAAAAUCAGGGACACGCUUCUGAUAGCAUGUAUACACAGCUGGCUGGGGUAUAUCACAAUAUAACAAACAGAAAUUAUUCUGCUUACAGAACUGUGUGAUAAUUUGUUUGUAUUUUUUAUUGCGCAAAUUUUUUCAGUUCUUCUGAAAGGCCCAGAAAAUCCUGGCUAUUUCUAAAGGAAGACUGCAAUAUUUGCUUUAAAUUGCAGCUUGAAAAAAUACACAUGUAUACAAAUCGAUCAUUUAGCUAAUAUAAUGUAUGGAGGCAUUGUUUUUACGAGGUCAUAAAGUUAACAGUAUAAAUCCUGUUAAAAAUUUCUUUACGUUUUU